AUGCUGCAGGAACUGUCUCAUAUGGACCGCAUCACACAGCUCCAAGAUGAGAUCCAGCAACUACUGACAAUCAUGUCGAGCACGAUCGCGUACCUCACCUCGCGCGCCAACUUCCUCCAGGUCAGCCAGGACGUGCCGGUCACCAAGUCGCGCAACGCGGAAAAGUACGACGCGUCGGAUGUUUUCGAAGCGAACAAGAAGGAGCUCGUGACGGACCUCAUCGUCAAGGCGAAGCAGGUCGAGUUUCUCAUCCAGUCCCUCCCCGAGCCAGAUCCAGAGGAGCAGCAGGUGGAACGGUUGCAGGCGCUAGAGGAGGAGAUGAAUGAGGCGAACGAGGAGUACGUGCAGGCGGUCGGCCGAGCCAAGCGCCUGCACGCGCAGAUCUGCGACGUGCUCCGGACGAUGCUGGACGAGCCCGAGAUCGUCAAGGACGAGGCGGGCUGA
Epithele typhae is the source of this 444-nucleotide messenger RNA. RefSeq lists its product as uncharacterized. The record is from RefSeq and is a predicted model, not a curated record. The transcript has 5 exons. Gene Ontology annotation, biological process: regulation of transcription by RNA polymerase II. NCBI's taxonomy places the organism in Eukaryota, Fungi, Basidiomycota, Agaricomycetes, Polyporales, Epitheliaceae. Gene Ontology annotation, cellular component: mediator complex. The coding region runs from base 1 to 444 and encodes 147 amino acids. Gene Ontology annotation, molecular function: transcription coregulator activity.